Molecule: messenger RNA, 1781 nt
Organism: Ectocarpus sp. CCAP 1310/34
Lineage: Eukaryota; Phaeophyceae; Ectocarpales; Ectocarpaceae
Source: the annotation of a GenBank genome assembly
GUAGCACUCCACCACAGCGUGCACUCGACCAUGGCCUCCGAUCUUCCGCCGCACGCCAACUCGAAGACAACCCUUCUGUACGACGGAGACGUACAAGAUGCUCGUCAAAUAGAUGGGAAAAUCUGGUUUGCAGUUGAUGGACAAGCAAUCCUCACACGAGAGCAACAGACGCGGGGUAUCUCGCAACUCAGACCGGCGUCGGGUACGACCGCCCAUACCAUGGCAUCAGCUCACGUGGUUGCUGGCGGGUUGCAACCUAGCAGCAGCUAUGAUGCCGAUCCAGCAGGCGGAGGAACUGCAUCUGGACUGUCAUCUCCGGAAUCCGCUCUGCUCAUGAAAGCAGCGCAAGUCAGCCAAACCUUCGCUGCGGUGACGGCGCUGCCACCGGGCAUCCAUGUAAUGUGUUACGUGCCGCCUUCAACUGACGACGCUGAUGAGAAGCCGGCAGCUGUUGAUGCUGGCGGGAAACCGGUAGCGACGGCCGGUGGUUGGUCCGCCCUGUGGCGCGACAUCCGAUCCGGUACCGGUCAGGCGGAAGAAGCCAAGCGAUUGGCAUGGCAAACACCGUGCCUGAGCCUGCUGGGUGAUGCGGCAAGCUCCCUCUCAUCCGCGGCGAUCUCGUCCCUUGCUGACAGCGCAUCGCGUGGGGGGUGGGCCCUUGUGCCGUGCGCGUCGUCCAGUAACUUGGUCUGCGAGUUGGCGAGCGGCGGGGCAAAAGGAGAUGGCGGGCAGGUGGCGUGGUUACAUCUUGCGGAGGACGCGCAGGCUCCUGCUACUGGUGUCGCCGUGACCGACAGUCUGCUGCUCACGUCCCUAGGCGGCGCCGAGGUGGAGGUAAUCUCGGAGGCUCAUCGCAUCUUACUCGACGGUGUUCUCUCCGGCUACGACUUGAGCGUCGCGCCUCCGAACAACGCACUGCUAGGGAACGUGAAGUCUUCAGACGGAGAACCUGAUCGCGGAAGGCCGAUGAAGGUGGACGAGGCUGCUGUGUUCGUGGACCACUCGACGGCCCCGGCCGACGUCGUCGGACAACGCUGGCGAGGGGAUGUUGCGGUGGUGGGGCUCCCGGGAGGGGGGCUACACAGGCAUGUGCGAUAUUCCUUUUGCAGAGCAUCCACAAUAGUGCUCUCUGCCCACCAUAGCCACGAUCGUUUGUCGGCGAUCAUGAAAAAAGAUGCCCGUACCGGAAGGGGCUGCUGCGAAAGGGCAGAGCUGAUCGGGGAUGGAAAGAUAGGCACAUGGCUGCCUUUGUGCGGAGAUCUUCAGAUCAUGUCUGCUGGUGGAUUCCACAAGCACGGCAGCCAGAGGGUGAGAGUCAAGUUUAACGCUAGGUGCACUGGGAAAGCUUGCGAUGAUCUCUCGGAAAGAGGGGAAUCGCAAGAUGGCGACGCAUUGGAGUUGUGCGAGGUGUUGCUUGCGCAGCACGUCCCGCGAGGAGCUUAUAUCGACGUUGACGAGGUCAAGGCACGCCACGAUUUCGACGUUCUUUCUUCGCCCCCAAUAGGUCGGAGGGUGGGCGUGGAGACCUUUCAGGGAGGGCCGAUUGAUGUCGAGCUACCCUCGUCGGUCUCGGGCCAGCAUCUCGUCAACUUCAACCUGUGGGUCGACAUGUCCGAGAGAGAUCGCGGUCUCGAAGGAGAGGCCAGCAGCAUCCAAGCAGAUUUGACAUUGCCCGUGCACCUCCGGUACCCAGACCCGGGGUGCGACCGACGCGGAGAGGAGUGCGAAGGGUACGCGUGGGUGAAGGCAAGGCUCUAGGCUCCGAUCGAAAAAGUCGCUAA